Bactrocera oleae (olive fruit fly) is the source of this 9607-nucleotide messenger RNA. RefSeq names its product epidermal growth factor receptor (gene Egfr). Gene Ontology annotation, biological process: negative regulation of apoptotic process; protein phosphorylation; cell surface receptor protein tyrosine kinase signaling pathway. Gene Ontology annotation, molecular function: transmembrane receptor protein tyrosine kinase activity; ATP binding. Lineage: Eukaryota; Metazoa; Arthropoda; Insecta; Diptera; Tephritidae. The record is from RefSeq and is a predicted model, not a curated record. Gene Ontology annotation, cellular component: plasma membrane; basal plasma membrane; signaling receptor complex.
CGAUAAUUUAUUUUUUAGGAUCGUGUAAUACUUCAUUGCAUACCUGCCACAAUAAUUUCUUUAAUAAAUUAAUAGAAGAAAAAAUUAAAGGGAAAUUACUGAAAUGCAUGAGCCAGGCAAGUCCAUUUACGCACUGGGUAAGUACAAUUUCUUCCCCUUAAUUGAAAAUUCACUACCAAAACAUUCCACAACAAAAAGCAGCAACACUGUUCGCACAUUUCUGUAUUCCAUUUUCUACUCGCGCAGCAGAGCCGCUCUUUGGUCAUCGUGCGCGUUCGCCUCUCAUUUGUUGUUUGUCUCUCAUCGAUGUUGGAAGUUUGUGUUGAAUGCGCCGUUUGUUGUCGCUACGCGUUUUCAACAAUUUGGUUUCAGCGACUCCUUUUAGCCAAAUUCCGUUAGUGCUAUUAUAAUUACAAUGUGCAAAGCGAAAUAGUUCAAACUAAAUUGAAAAACAAGAACAAUAUAUAAAUAAAUAUUUAAAUUUCGGUAUACAAAAACAAAUAAUUGCAAUAAAAGUGAAUGAAAGUGGUGAAUACAAAAACGAAAAUCAUAGUAAUUUAUAGCAUUAACUGAUCCCAUUCACCUGUGCCAGCGGACGUACUCGCUCAUUAUCAGCUAUUGCCGUCUUUCGGCGCAGUCCUGUCAUUCGGCAAGAUUUGUGAGUUUUUGAAAUAUUGUACUUUGUUGUUUGAAGUAAUUAAAUAUUUGCCAGAAAGAAAACAGACGAACUGCAUUGUUUCGCAUAAAUAAAUAAAAAGGUGGGAAAUGCAGAACGAGUGCAAAACAAAUUGCAAAACAAAUCGAAAAGUAAUACUCAGUGUUUAUUAAUAAUUUCCCCGUCAUACGCAGUGUUAUAAAUAUUAAUUAUCAACUGCUGAAAAACAUACGCGCUAAUAAACAGAUAAAAAAGUAAACGGCAUUAGGUACAGUGUGAGUGGUGGAGGUAGCUUUUGCAGUCGAGCGUUGGCAGUGCGAAACCAUAACGCUCGACGGCCUGAUUGCUGUCGCCAAUGGCAACAAAAAAACAAUAACAUUACUAUAUUAUAAAAAAAAUAAAUAAAUAGUUGGAAACAGUAAAGAAAUUAAGUGUGCUCAACAAGUGUAACGAGCAAAUGCGCACCCUCAAUACACUUGGCCUAAAAGCGGCUAAAUAAACGACUUUGCAUUGUUUGCGCAUAUUCUCAAAUGCGUACACAUAUGUACAAAUGUGUAUGUGUGUGUGUGUAGUAUAUACAAAUACGAAGAGAUCGCGCAAUAAAACGGAAACGGAAAUUUGAGUUCCUUCCAAAGUGCUGGUGUGCAAGAGAAUUUUUGAACAAUUCACGAAAAUAAAUAGAGUCGAGUGAUUUUACGAACUACGUACGCAUUUAUGCGUCAUACUGGUUUACUCCAUUGAACUAUACAGAGAACUGCUCUAAACAGUUUUAUUCAUUGAAAACCUGCAAAACACAACAAAACUAUUUCAACAACAACACUGUGUGAUCAACAAACGAACGUACGAUCGCCCGAUAAAUGCUAAUUGGUAAGCUGUCACACCUUGACUGUUGUUACAACGCCGCCAGCGGAGAGAGCCCUUGCAGAUGUCUGUAUGUACAGUAGCUGCCAAGUUGAAAUGAUUCGCAGCCAGGAUAUUGCCAGUGAAAAUAAAUAAUACGAAUAACUCAGCUAAAACAAAAUAAAGUGUAAAAUAUAACUAUCAAUAAACAUUUGAAGAAAUUAGAACAACAAAUUGUCAAAUGUAUGCGUGUACAUUAAUGCAACAUGUGGCAAUAUGCUGAUCUUGGCUUUAUCGCCGUCAGUUUAGCGUCGCUCUCAUCUCCCUCCCCGUCGUCGUACCCGCCGUGCGCGCAGGUUUUGAUUUCGUUCGAGUCGUCAAAUGACAAGAAUCGCGUACGCGUCCCGGUCUCCCGCGCCUAGUCUGUGCUUGCGAAUCAGACGUUCCGCUGCAUCGAUCAGAAUCAGCAAAAUUUAGCAACAACGACAACAACAAAAGCAACGUAAAUUAACAACAAACACUGCAAUUAGUCGUACAUAGGCAGCGUGUGUUCCAUACGAGCACCGCCGUUAUCGUUGUCGUUGCCUCGCUACGCUUGAUCGAGCCACGCAAGGCAAGAAAUUGAGCCCAGUUCUUUGUUGGCAGCAAAACGUAAAUAAAAAUACAACAUAAAUAUAUGUAUUUGUAAUAAUAAUAAAAUGCGGUGAAUUUGAACAUGAAUACAACGAAUAAGAAAUAGUUCGCGAAGUUUAUGUUAAAUUGUGCUUAUAAAAUAUUUGAAUCAGUUAUAUUUGAUGCGAUAAAAUAUUAAUAAGAAGCUCAAGCAUUUAAAAAUUGUGUGUGUGUUUGUGUAAAGAAUACAGUGCAAAGUCUUAAAAAUAUUUUCUUUUAAUAUAAAGAUUGAGCAAUACCACCUUCUUCGUCCGAAAUGCAGAUAAACACAGCGUAUCGCUCUCACAGUCAUGUGAUCAUGUGGCUGUCACUGGGAUUUUUCCUUUUGGCUGCUAUUCCAACUAGCGAGGGAUCCAUCACUGCUGGUUAUGUAGAUCAUGGAGAUAUGAAAGUUUGCAUUGGUACAAAGUCCCGUUUGUCGGUGCCUUCGAAUCGUGAACAUCAUUACCGAAAUUUACGUGAUCGCUACAACAAUUGCACUUAUGUCGAUGGUAAUUUGGAGUUGACCUGGUUGCAGGAACCCGAUAUGGAUCUUAGCUUUUUGGAGAAUAUUCGCGAAGUGACCGGCUACAUACUCAUCAGUCAUGUGGACAUACAAAAUGUCGUAUUUCCAAGACUACAAAUCAUCCGUGGCCGCACUUUGUUCAAUCUCAAUGUACAAGAUCAACAGUUUGCCCUGUUCACUGCCUACUCGAAAAUGUUCACGCUUGAAAUGCCUGCACUCAGAGAUAUAUUACAAGGUUCUGUGGGUUUCUUCAAUAACUUCAAUUUGUGUCACAUUAAGACCAUCGACUGGAAGGAGAUCAUCUCUGGUCCCGAUGAUCGCUAUACUUAUGUGUAUAAUUUCACACCACCGGAACGUCAGUGCCCCAAGUGUCACGAGUCUUGUGAGCGCGGUUGCUGGGGUGAAGGUCCAAACAAUUGUCAGAAGUUCAGUAAGAUCAAUUGUUCGCCACAAUGUGCGCAGGGUCGUUGCUUUGGCUCACGUCCACGCGAAUGCUGUCAUCUUUUCUGUGCCGGCGGUUGUACCGGCCCUACACAGCGCGAAUGUAUUGCUUGUAAGAAUUUCUACGACGAUGGUGUUUGCAAAGAAGAAUGUCCGCCUAUGCAGAAAUAUAAUCCCACCAAUUAUUUGUGGGAGAUGAAUCCGGAAGGCAAAUAUGCUUAUGGUGCGACCUGUGUUAAGGAAUGUCCCGAGCAUUUGCUGAAGGAUAAUGGCGCAUGUGUGCGUAGUUGUCCUGCCGAGAAGAUGGCUAAGGAUGGUGAGUGUGUGCCGUGUAAUGGUCCGUGUCCCAAGACGUGUCCCGGCACGCCGGCACUACAUUCGGGCAAUAUUGACACAUAUAAAGGUUGCACAGUGAUCGAAGGCUCCGUACGUGUUUUGGAUCAGACCUUCUUCGGCUAUCAACACAUUUACUCAAAUAACUCUUUUGGUCCACGCUUCAUUGCCAUGCAUCCCGAUCGUUUGGAGGUAUUCUCCACGGUGAAAGAAAUUACUGGCUAUUUGGACAUUGAAGGUGCACAUCCGGCUUUCAAGAACCUUUCAUACUUCCGCAAUUUGGAAGUUAUACAUGGACGUCAGCUAAUGGAGAGCUACUUUGCUUCCUUAUCGAUUGUGCGAUCUUCAUUGGAAAGUCUGGAGCUGCGCAGUCUGAAGCGCAUUAACUCUGGCGCCGUGGUUAUCCAGCAGAACGACAACAUCUGCUUUGUUAGCGACAUCGAUUGGCAAAAAGUGCAAAAGUCAGUGGACCAUGGUGUAGUGAUCGCGCGGAAUCGCAACGAAACCGAAUGCAAAUCAGAGGGUCUUGUAUGUUCGGAUCAGUGCAACAAGUCUGGCUGUUGGGGUAAAGGUCCCGACCAGUGUCUGGAAUGUAAGAACUUUGCCUUCAAUGGCACCUGCAUCGCCGAUUGCCAUAAUAUAACGAACGCCUAUCAAUUCGACAACAAGACAUGCAAAGAGUGUCACCCUGAGUGUCGUACUUGUUCGGGUCCAGGCGCCGACCAUUGUGAAGAGUGUGUGCAUGUACGCGAUGAGAAACGUUGCGUCACAGUUUGUCCGGACAACAAAUACUCCGACUAUGGCAUAUGUCGUACUUGCCAUGAAACUUGUGAGGGUUGCACGGGACCUAAAGACACCAUUGGACCGGGCGGUUGCAAAACAUGUAAUCUCGCCAUCAUCAACAGUGAUACUACAGUGGAACGUUGUUUGCUAAAGAAUGAUAAAUGUCCGGAUGGUUAUUAUUGGGAAUAUGUGAAUCCUCAAGAGCAAGGCAAUCUGAAACCAUUGGCCGGUAAAGCCAUCUGCCGUAAAUGUCACCCACGUUGUGAGCUCUGCAAUGGCUACGGUUUUCAUGAGCAGGUGUGCUCGAAGUGUGCCGGUUACAAACGUGGCGAGCAAUGUGAAGACGAAUGCCCUCCUGAUCACUAUGCUGACGAAACCCGUCGUGAGUGCUUCGAAUGUCAUCCCGAGUGUAAAGGUUGCACCGGACCAAGCGCGGAAGAUUGUAGUGCUUGCCGCAGCUUCAAAGUCUUUGGCUUUGGGGAUCCCACUGAUAAUACAACGAUUUUUAACUGCACGUCGAAAUGUCCGGCCGAUUAUCCGUAUGUGAUUUACCAGUCAACUGACAUUGGCACAUACUGCUCGGAAGUGCCUGGUAAAGGUACCAAACUCACCGCCGGUGUCGACAGUUAUAUCUUUAUCAUUGUAGCGUUCAUUGUGUUUGUGGUUAUGUUCUGCAUGUGUAUCGUCUGUUAUGUCUGUCGACAGCGCACUAAAGCCGAAAAGGAGGCGGUGAAAAUGACACGUGUGCUUAGUGGUUGUGAAGAUGCUGAACCAUUGCGCCCAUCGAAUAUCUCACCGAAUCUAUCGAAAUUGAGAAUCGUCAAGGAUGCAGAGCUGCGAAAAGGAGGUGUGCUUGGUAUGGGCGCAUUUGGUCGUGUCUUCAAGGGUGUUUGGGUACCUGAGGGCGAGAAUGUCAAAAUACCGGUGGCCAUUAAAGAGCUUCUAAAGGCUUCCGGCGCCGAAUCCAGUGAAGAAUUUCUGCGCGAGGCAUAUAUCAUGGCAUCGGUUGAACAUCCGAAUCUUCUAAAGUUACUGGCUGUUUGCAUGACCUCACAAAUGAUGUUGAUCACACAGCUUAUGCCGCUUGGCUGUCUGCUCGAUUAUGUGCGCAACAAUCGCGAUAAGAUUGGUUCUAAGGCGCUACUAAACUGGUCCACACAAAUUGCCAAGGGUAUGUCGUACUUGGAAGAGAAGCGACUGGUGCAUCGCGAUCUUGCUGCGCGUAAUGUGCUGGUACAAACACCUUCUAUUGUUAAGAUCACCGAUUUUGGUUUGGCGAAACUGCUUAGCAGUGACUCGAAUGAGUACAAAGCGGCUGGCGGAAAGAUGCCCAUCAAGUGGCUGGCACUGGAGUGCAUCAGACAUCGUGUCUUCACCAGCAAAUCAGAUGUUUGGGCUUUUGGCGUAACCAUUUGGGAGCUAUUGACUUUCGGCCAGCGUCCACAUGAGAAUAUACCUGCCAAAGAUAUACCCGAUCUCAUCGAAGUUGGUCUGAAGUUAGAGCAGCCCGCCAUUUGUUCACUUGAUAUAUAUUGCACAUUGCUAUCCUGCUGGCAUUUGGACGCCGAAAUGCGUCCAUCAUUCAAACAACUGGUGAAUGUAUUCUCCGAGUUUGCACGCGAUCCCGGUCGUUAUUUGGUCAUACCAGGUGACAAAUUUACACGUCUACCCGCCUAUACAAGUCAAGAUGAGAAAGAUUUAAUCAGAAAGUUGGCGCCCACAACUGAAGGCCCAGAAGCUAUGGUUGAGGCAGAGGACUAUCUGCAACCAAAGGCGGCGCCUGGACCCAGUGGUACGGAAGACACGGAUGAGGUGCCUAAACUCAAUCGCUACUGCAAAGAUCCGAUGAAUAAGAACUCAUCGUCAGGUGGUGACGACGAGACCGACUCUAACGCGCGUGAGGUUGGUGUCGGCAACUUGCGACUCGAUCUACCUGUCGACGAGGAUGACUACCUUAUGCCCACCUGUCAGUCCACCACGCCCAAUGGUACAACCGGCAGCAAUAACAACACCAUCAAAGCAAAUGGCCAUCCCAACGGUGGUAUGGGUAUUGGCGGUGGCGGUUACAUGGAUCUAAUCGGUGUGCCCGCAAGCGUUGAUAACCCCGAAUACCUGCUCAACCCGCAAGCGCUGAGCGUCGACGAUGCGCCCAUACCGACGCAGACGAUCGGCAUACCAGUGAUGAUAAACCGCAACGGCGGCAACACCGUGCUGACCGGUGGCAAUGGCAACGUUUUAAGCGGCCACCAUCACACACACCAUACGCCCGCGUCAGCGGCAGCAGCGGCGGCGGCGGCGAACACAAAAGCCGCUCUAACCGCGAUGCACGACAUGAAUGUGGCAGCUAUGGUAGCGGGCAAUGGCGGCUCGGAGCCGACCAGCUCGGACCAUGAGUACUACAACGACACGCAGCGUGAAUUGCAGCCACUGCAUCGCAGCGAGACGCGCGUCUAACCGUCAGCACGACCGUUGGUCGUCGGUAACUCGUUGGUUGGGGUGCGCGAUCAGAUGUAGCCAAAGCGAAUGCGGCACGCGUACAAAGCGAAGGGUGGGAUGGUCGAUGGUGAAGGUAGAGGGAAGCAGAAAAAGACUGCAACACUGCCUACGUGAACUUAACUUGCCACAAGAACUUGCAACGUGCCUCAUUUACAUACAUACAUACAACAUAUGUAUGUGUGCCACUACGUAACGUAACUGUAAAUACAUAUUUAAGAAAACACAAAGCGAAUGCAGCGAAAUCGAGCGAAUUUCGAACGCAGCAAAAGCGGAACACACGAAACGAAGCAAAACAAACAGACAAACUAAUUAUAGCACACCCACAAAUUCAUACAUACAUAAGCCACUUAAAGUCACAUACGUAACGGCCUAGGCUAGCGCAGGCUUGCGUAUGGACAUAGCCCAAGCAAAUCCACUUUUAGCAUUAGGCAAUUAGCUUUUAACUGUACAUACAUACACACAACCAUGUAUAAUCCGUAGUAGAUAUGUAGUACCUAAAUUGUUGUUGUAUACUGUAGUACUUACCGUUUAAAGCGUAAACAAUUGUAAAUCUUCAACCAACAGUGCAUUUGACUUGAACGAAGAUUGGCGCGGCAGUGGCUGGCAGCCAACCGCUUUGUGUGUGUAAAAAUUGUAUAAAUCCUCUGACCGCCGCUGAUCUUCAAGCAAAUUAGUUUGUAGCGUAUAAGUUAGGCUUCUAAAAUAAUUUAGGUUUCGAUAUUUUUAAAAUGUUUUAUUUUUAAGUAAAUUUCGGUUUUAUUCAUAACCACCUGUGAUAACGUAAAUUAAGUACGAAUACGAAAAAAUCAAAAAAAAACAAAAAUAAAUAAAUAAAUAAAAACAACAAAAACGUAAAAUAAUGAACAAAAUGAACAAAAAUUUAACCAAAUGGCAACAACUACAACAAUUAUUAUUAUAUAUUUUAUUAACGAAAUUUUUACAAAAUUAUGCAACCUACGAGUAACGCUUAAAAUAACCCAAUUACAUUUUUUUUAAUAAUAAAAAAAAAUUAUUGGCAUUCACCGCAAAUUUUGGUUUAGAGAUAUUUUACCACGGCCUUUUGACACACGCGUCAAGAAAUAAAUUGUAAAUUGUAAUCAUUUUUUAUUGUUAAUUAUCAUUUUGAGAUUGUGUACGGCAAAUGAUUACGUGACGGAUUUGUUAAACAAAGACCAUUAAGCAUAUAUAUUAUUGUAACAAUUUGUUUUUUUGUUUGAAUUUCUAUACUAACUAUACACCUGCUAAGCCUUUGGUGUUGACUUUGAGUGAGAUGAGGGUUUAUAUUUAAAUUUCAUACUAAAAGCAAUAGUGAACUGAUAAAAAAAACACUUAUAUGCUGCAACUUCAGUUUACGUUUGCCUUGAAAUCACUAAAAUUAUAAAUUUAUUACUUUAUGAACACUAUUAUUAAUUAUUUGAAAUUAAAAAACUUUUUAAAUUUAAAAUAAUUAAAAUUGAAACAGCAAAAUUAAGAAAUUGUUUGUUGCAGUUUCGUAUUGUGUUUACCCGAAAAAAUCGUUAAAUUAAACAAGUUGAGAUUUGAUUUAAACCUAAAAUUAAAAAAGAAUUAAAAAAAUUCAAAAAUAGUAAAAUUUUCACUGCAAAAUUUAGAAAUUGUUCAAAGCUACAAUUUUGGAAUUUAACUUAUUGAAUUUAAAAACGUUUUUCAAUCUGAAAAGAACAAAAUUCUAAGCAUACAAAACUUAAACAUAAAAAUAUUUAUAUACUAUAUUAAAAAUAUUUCAAAACUCGUGCUUAUAUUUUCAAUAAAUAAAAAUAAAAUAUAUAAUUAAAAUUUGAAAGUUCAAUUCAAUCAAUUUAAUUUUUCAAUUCUGUCAGCUAAUUUUUUACACCCACUCUUUUUGCAAAUAUUGUCUAGCUCUCCUCUCUCACUCAAUGCUCAAAGCACACCAAAUAGCAAUUAUGCAUACAUAUGUAUUUGUAUAUUAUAACACACACAUACAAACUUAUUAAUACUGCAUUAUUAAAGGUAAUGUAAAGAACUUGAAAAGUGCCAUUCACUCACAUUGUCGAAUAGAGAAAGCCAAGACAUGUCUACGUCUCAGCUGAAUUGCACUUAAACACACUUAGACACACAUACAUACAUACAAACAUAAAAAAAAAUAUAAUUAAAUAAAUUCUAACGUAAAUUUCGAAACUUUGGUUCAAAAUUCUGCAAGCUUGCUUGUAUUUGUAUCAAAUACGUGUGUGUGUGUGUGCUUUACUUGCAAGCAUGAGACUCUGCUGAUAUUUCUUAAUAAUAUUUGGAGACGUCUUUAGUUUGUAGAGCACACUGCUGCUUGAAUGCAAAUGCAAGUUAAGCCAAGAAUGCUACACUUGUGCGACGAAAAUACCAAUUUCAAAUAUAUUUACAACAUUUAUGUAUAUACACUAACGCACUGACAUACAUACAUACGAAUAUGAUUAUUUAUGUGUUAUUACGCGACUUUUAGAAUGAAAACCAGUUUAGCUACUUAGUAAUACUGUUUAUUUAAUUUAUGAUUAGCUGGAAACCCAUCAACUAAGGCAACAAACAAACCACUAAUUGUACUAAAUACAUACAUACAUAUACGCUGCUUUAUAUUUAUCGACUAUUUGUAUGAAUAUAUUGUAAUAAUGCAAUAUUUGUAGUUUAUUACGUAUGAAAUACACGCUAUAAGAAGAAUAGUUAAUUGUUUUUGUAAACCCACAAAAGUUAAUAAUUAAAAAUUGCAUAAAACUUAAUUAUUAACGGUAAUUAUAAUCGCGCUUGUGUUAAAUAAUUUGUAUGUAUUUAUUGUAUAUGACAAAAAUUAUGAAUAAGUUGUAAGUACUACUUAGCUGAAUACUUUUAGUUUUUCAUAUUAAGUAAAAAAUUAAAAUAAAUAUAUUUAAAAAACAAAA